Molecule: messenger RNA, 969 nt
Organism: Sorex fumeus (smoky shrew)
Lineage: Eukaryota; Metazoa; Chordata; Mammalia; Eulipotyphla; Soricidae
Product: olfactory receptor 14J1-like
Exons: 1
Coding region: 1-969 (322 amino acids)
Biological process (GO): G protein-coupled receptor signaling pathway
Cellular component (GO): membrane
Molecular function (GO): G protein-coupled receptor activity; olfactory receptor activity
Source: RefSeq, a predicted model, not a curated record
AUGGAUAAUUUCACGAUGAGUGGGUUUCUUCUCAUGGGUUUUUCUGAUACGCCUGAGCUAAAAAUCUUCUAUGCUUCUCUAUUCCUCGUUCUGUACUUGUUGGCUUUAGGUGGCAACAUGCUCAUCAUCACCACCACUUCCCUGGAUGACAGUCUCCAGUCCCCCAUGUAUUUCUUCCUGAAGCAUCUCUCCUUGCUGGAUCUCUGCUAUAUUUCAGUGACUGUGCCAAGAUUCAUUUACAACUCUUUCAUGCACAGUGGGAAUAUUUCCCUCUGGCAAUGCAUCGUGCAGUGCUUUGCUUUGAUGACCUGUAGUUCUGCUGAGCUAUCCAUGCUCACGUUGAUGUCCUAUGACCGCUAUGUGGCCAUCUGCCUUCCCCUGCGCUAUGACGUCAUCAUGGACUUCAGAACCUGUGUCCAUGGGGUCUUCGGCGUCUGGGUCAGUGGGGUCAUCUCUGGAGUCAUGCACGCGGCAACUACUUUCUCCAUCCACUUCUGUGGCCCCCGUGUCAUUCACCAGUUCUUCUGUGAUAUCCCCCAGAUUCUGAAACUUGCAUGCUCUAGUGAAUUUAUGAGUGAAAUAGACAUCAUUCUCUUUACAGCUCUGCUGGCAUUUCUUUGUUUCCUGUUUAUUGGAUUCUCCUAUGUGCAAAUAUUCUCUUCGGUGCUGAGGAUGCCAUCUGCGGAGGGCAGAGCCAAAGCCUUUUUCACUUGCCUCCCCCACCUCGCUGUUGUCAUAUUGUUCCUUUCUACUGGUGCCUUUGAGUAUUUCAAGCCUCAAUCUGAAUCUCCAACAGCCUUGGAUAUGUUCCUCACUAUUAUGUAUACGGUAGUUCCCCCAGCAUUGAAUCCAAUGAUUUAUAGCCUGAGAAACAAAGCCAUAACGUUAGCGCUGAGAAAGGUGUUUCAAAGAAGAAGAGAAGCACUUACUUCCAUUCAUUCACUCUUGGGUGAAAAGUUCAACAAAUAA